Messenger RNA from Galdieria sulphuraria, 1237 nucleotides. RefSeq names its product fused signal recognition particle receptor. NCBI's taxonomy places the organism in Eukaryota, Rhodophyta, Bangiophyceae, Galdieriales, Galdieriaceae. The coding region runs from base 12 to 1157 and encodes 381 amino acids. The transcript has 5 exons. Gene Ontology annotation, molecular function: GTP binding; GTPase activity; signal recognition particle binding. The record is from RefSeq and is a predicted model, not a curated record. Gene Ontology annotation, cellular component: membrane. Gene Ontology annotation, biological process: SRP-dependent cotranslational protein targeting to membrane.
GACCAAUAACGAUGAAGAUAUCAACUUGCAUUUUAUUUGUUUCUGUAUAUCCCUUGUCUUUUCGUUGUCUCAAGUGUCAAAAGCAACAAAAGAGAGUUACCUCUUCGGUGCCUAUUUCAUACACGUUUGCUGUUUUCGAUUUUUUUCGUAAGAAGGAACAAGUUGCAGAAAAGAAUGGUAAAAGUACCGAUAAAGAUAACGACUUGUUGAAAUACAUAGCGGAAAAAUCAUCUUCUGAUUGGAAUCAAGUAGUGAAGCUUGGAAAGGGAUUAGAAAAGACCCGUGAGAACUGGUCCAAGCAGUUUCAACGUUUAUUUACUUCGGAAGAGGUUGAGCAAUUUCCGUGGAAAGAGUUGGAAGAAACACUCUAUUCUGCAGAUCUGGGAACGAAGACGACCAAGAGUAUAUUACAGGAACUUCGACGAGUUGUUCAAGAAAGGAAAUAUAAACAAGUUGAAGACUUGAAAGCUGCUUUAAAGGAAAUUCUGUAUCAGUUUAUUGCAUCGGGUACAGUGGACUGCUCCUUGAAGAUGGCAAAGGAACCUCCAACCGUUUUAUUAUUUGUUGGCUCCAACGGUAUGGGAAAGACAACUAGUAUUGGAAAACUAGGAUAUCAGUAUUCAUUGCAAGACAAGAAGACAUUGUUGGUUGCUUGUGAUACUUAUCGUCCAGCUGCAGUGGACCAACUUGAAACUUGGGCCAAUCGUGGUCAAGUGGAUAUUUUUAUACCCAAACCGAAACAAUAUAAACCUACAGCCGUUCUAUUUGAUGCUUUGGAGAAGUCUUUGAAUGAACAAUACGAUGUCGUAUUGAUAGAUACGAGUGGUAGAAUGCAUAAUAAUGAGCAACUUAUGAAGGAGUUGUCGAGUAUGUGUCGAAUAGUGGAGAAAAAGUUGGGUCGAGGACCAGAUGAAAUAUUGUUGGUAUUAGAUGGCGUUUUAGGUCGCAAUGCAUCCAAUCAAGUAAAAGCAUGGAAGAACCUUAUGCCUAUAACAGGAUUGAUAGUUACUAAAUUGGAUGGAACAGGCAGAGCAGGAUAUUUGGUUUCCAUCAUCAAUGAAGAAAAGUUGCCUGUUAAGUUGAUAGGCGUAGGUGAAGGUUUAGAAGAUUUGCGUAGUUUUGAUCCUCAGUUGUAUAUUCAACUCCUAUUCGAUUGAAAAAUUAUUUUGAUUUCUUAAAUAGCAAAGGAUUCAUUUCAUCUUGGAAAACAAUUUCCUCAAAAACAAAAAUUGAGUAU